Molecule: messenger RNA, 2872 nt
Organism: Drosophila guanche
Lineage: Eukaryota; Metazoa; Arthropoda; Insecta; Diptera; Drosophilidae
Gene: yin
Product: peptide transporter family 1
Exons: 5
Coding region: 367-2628 (753 amino acids)
Biological process (GO): transmembrane transport; oligopeptide transport
Cellular component (GO): membrane
Molecular function (GO): dipeptide transmembrane transporter activity
Source: RefSeq, a predicted model, not a curated record
CCACCAAUCCCUCUCAAUCGUUGUCUUUCUGUGCUUUAAAAGCGCAGCUUACACGGGGGCAGCGCAUCAUUUAUCGUUUGGCAAGUGUGCUGUUCGUUUACGGCAUCAACGUGGCCCGACCCCAGGCCCAGAAUCAGCAUCUCGCCACCCCUCUGCUCCCCCGCACCGCGCUCACUGUGAUCGUAUUGUUACCUAGCGGCCAACCCGUCUUAAUUGCACCUGUGUCGCCGAUUGUUAAUUGUUGUCCGAAAAAAAUCAUUGAACGUGCGUGAAUUUUUGGGCAGUUGAUAAAAUUCCAAGACUCUUUUACCCUGUUGCUGUACCCGUUUCUGUGAGUGCCGUUAUGUGCACAGUCCCUUAUUUGUAAUGGAGAACAAUAAUGCGAGUGAAGUAAGAGCGGAGGAUGGUGGCUACGGUAAAACAGCCAAGGAGAAGAAACUGGAUGAGAGUGGGCAGGAACUCGUACCGUAUCCCAAGUCGGUGGCCUUUAUCAUCAGCAAUGAGUUCUGCGAGCGCUUCAACUAUUAUGGCAUGCGCACCAUUCUGGUGCUGUAUCUCACCAACAAGCUGGGCUACAACGAGGAGACCUCGACGGUGCUCUUCCACGUCUUCACCAUGCUGGUGUAUAUCUUUCCACUGAUUGGAGCCCUCAUUGCCGAUGGCUGGCUGGGCAAAUACAAGACGAUUCUGUAUCUCUCGAUGGUGUACAGUCUUGGCGCCUUGAUAGUGUCCUUUGGCGCCAUUCCGCUGAGUGUCAUGCCCACCAAAGCCGUGACCAUUGUGGGCCUCAUACUGAUCGCCAUGGGAACGGGCGGCAUAAAGCCGUGCGUGUCAGCCUUUGGCGGUGAUCAGUUCGUGUUGCCCCAGCAGGCCGUGCAGCUGGCAAAGUUCUUUUCACUUUUCUACUUUGCGAUCAAUGCGGGCUCCAUGAUCUCGACCACAGUGACGCCCAUUCUGCGAGCGGAUGUCCACUGCUUUGGCGAGAGCGAUUGCUUCUCGCUGGCCUUUGGCAUUCCGGCCAUACUCAUGCUCGUCUCUGUGGUCAUCUUUGUGGCAGGGAAGCGGCGCUAUCAUAUUAAUGCGCCCACGGGCAACAUGAUCUUCGGCGUCUCGCAGUGUCUCAGGAGUGCGUUCAAGGGUUGGCUCAAGUUCCGCAAGACCGCGCCGAUGCCCAGCUUCCUGGACUACGCACGACCCACGGUGGGCGCCAAGAUGGUGCACGAGACCAAGAGUCUGGGCAAGAUACUCAUCCUUUAUCUGCCCUUCCCCACAUUCUGGGCGCUGUUCGACCAGCAGGGCUCCCGCUGGACCUUCCAGGCCACGCGCAUGGAUGGCCAGGUGCUGGGCUACCAGAUCAAGCCCGAUCAGAUGCAAGUGGUCAAUCCGCUGCUCAUUCUGGCCUUCAUACCGCUCUUCGACUACUUGAUCUAUCCGCUGCUGGCCAAGUGCGGUCUGCGUCGGCCACUGCAGAAGCUCACUGUGGGACUGCUGCUGGCUGCCCUGGGCUUCUUCCUGUCCGCUGGCCUCGAAAUGAAGAUGGAACAGGCUGCCAGUGGCGCAGUGCCCAACGAUCCGCACACCGCCCACCUGCGACUGUACAAUGGAAUGCCCUGCCGCUACGAGUUCCUCAGCAAUGUGAGCCCCAGGACGGCAGCACAAGACGCAUCAUUGCGGAGCAUCGAUCCCUUGGACAUGUGGUCCGAUCUGUCGCUAAUCGUCCGGGAGCCCGCAGAGUACAACUUCACGGCCCAUGAUCCGGCAGGCAAUUGUGGCCAGAUUCAAGGCCAGCUGCGUCUGCGUCCGGGCAAGGCGACCAGCUACUUCCUGGCCGACAACGAGCUGCACGAGUUCCAUGAUGGCCUGGACAGUGUGCUCAACAUCAACAGUCCCCCCCUGCUCCGUGCGCUGAUCAACACGCCGAAGGGUGAGGGCCCCAUCCUGCUCAAGGGACCGGGAUACUUUCGCCAGCCGCUCCCGCUGGACAGUCGUAAUCUAUCGGAGCUGCAUCGAGUCGUCGUUGGCUAUGGCGAGGUAGACAUCAAUGGGAAGCGGGCAGCCAGCUUUCACCCCCAAAACGGUGGACUCUACAGCCUGCUGGUGAACGGCGAUGCUGCAAGUGGAUAUGAUUACAAACUGGUGGAGGUGGUGGCGCCGAGUGCGGUGUCCAUACUGUGGCAGCUGCCGCAAAUUGUUGCCAUGACGGCGGCAGAGAUUAUGUUCUCGGUGACGGGGCUGGAGUUCUCAUUCACCCAAGCGCCGAAGAGCAUGAAGAGCGUGCUGCAGGCCUGCUGGCUGCUGUCGGUGGCAGUUGGCAACAUGAUCGUUGUGCUUAUCGCAGAGUUCAAGAUGGCCAGUUCGCAGUCGGGCGAGUUUGCGCUCUUCGCCUGCCUCAUGCUGGUGGACAUGGUGCUGUUCCUUUGGCUGGCCCGCAACUAUCAGUACAAGGACCAAACGCAGGAAGCCGUGAGCGACGACGAGCCCGCAAAGUCCGUGGGCCAGCCACAGUCCUCCGACAUCACGGCGUACAAGAAGGAAGCGAGUCCGCGGCGUGUGGGUGGCAUGUAUGAUGAGGCGACUUAUGGCUCCUAUCGCAACAAUGCCUACGAUACUGAUUUCUCGGAAGUCUGAGCCUGUCCGGCACUCUGCCUGAUACUGAUACUGAUACUGAUACUGAUACUUAAUCAACAAUCAUCCUCAGCGAAUCCUCAAUCGAAUUUAGUCUUAGUAGCUCUUGUAUUUAUUUAUUUUACCUUUUUUUUGUAUUUUAUUUUUAGUCUACUUGUAGCUGCCGUACGCUUUUAUCCUGUACUUUCUGUGCAUUUGUGCCACUUGUUUUCGUACAUGUAUAAAAAUAUUUACACUUCGAUUCGAA